CUACAGAGUUUUCUCGGAUUGUUGAAUUUUUACCACUCAUUCCUGCCGCACAAAGCCGCGGUGGCGGAACCAUUACACCGUUUGCUCGAUAAACAAGCCCCAUGGGUCUGGGGAAAGCGCCAAGCCGCGGCGUUCCAGGCGGUCAAAGACCUCUUAGUCUCAAACGCGGUUCUUCAUCACUACGAUGAAAACCUUCCCCUGAUCCUGGCUUGCGACGCCUCUCCCUACGGGGUGGGAGCGGUCCUGGGGCACCAACUCCCGGACGGGAGGGAAGUGCCGGUCGCCUAUUACUCCAGGACUCUGUCCCCAGCCGAGAGGAACUACGCCCAGAUCGAUAAAGAGGCCCUGGCGAUCGUGGCGGGAGUCCACAAGUUCAACGACUACCUCUACGGUAGGCGCUUCACCAUUGCCACGGACCACAAGCCAGAGCUAUCGACCCACAAGGGGUGCAUACUCUGGGGGAGCCGGGUGGUGGUUCCCCCCCCCUUGCGCAGACAGGUGUUGGAAGAUCUCCACGAGACCCACCCGGGCAUCGUGAGGAUGAAAGCCCUGGCCCGGAGUUACGUGUGGUGGCCAGGCAUGGACGAGGAAAUAGAGGGGUGGGUUAGGAGGUGCCAACCCUGCCAGGAGUCCAGGCCCAAUCCGCCGUCCGCCCCGGUCCACAGGUGGGAGUCAAACGGGCGGCCGUGGUCCCGCCUCCAUUUAGACUUCGCGGGGCCGCAUCAGGGGCAACUCUUCUUUAUACUGGUAGAUGCUCACACAAAAUGGUUGGAGGUGAUCCCGGUCACCUCGACCUCCACCGCAGCAGCCGUCCGGGCGCUCAGAAGGGUUCUCUGCACACACGGGAUCCCUGACACCCUAGUGACGGACAACGGCACGGCCUUCACCUCCCGGGAAUUCCGAGAGUUCACCGAGAGGUACCUGAUAAGGCACAUAAGAUCCGCUCCCUUCCAUCCAGCCACCAACGGCCAGGCGGAGCGGAUGGUGCGGACCACCAAGGAAGCCCUAGGG
Heteronotia binoei (common prickly gecko) is the source of this 1011-nucleotide messenger RNA. RefSeq lists its product as uncharacterized. Gene Ontology annotation, biological process: DNA integration. Gene Ontology annotation, molecular function: nucleic acid binding. Lineage: Eukaryota; Metazoa; Chordata; Lepidosauria; Squamata; Gekkonidae. The record is from RefSeq and is a predicted model, not a curated record. The transcript has 2 exons. The annotation marks the transcript as partial.